This is a messenger RNA of Alosa sapidissima (American shad), 1943 nucleotides long. It is a transcript of the gene ppp3cb, whose product is annotated as protein phosphatase 3, catalytic subunit, beta isozyme. The transcript has 15 exons. Bases 224 to 1783 code for a protein of 519 amino acids. The record is from RefSeq and is a predicted model, not a curated record. Gene Ontology annotation, molecular function: calmodulin binding; calmodulin-dependent protein phosphatase activity. Gene Ontology annotation, cellular component: cytoplasm; cytosol; calcineurin complex. Gene Ontology annotation, biological process: calcineurin-NFAT signaling cascade. Lineage: Eukaryota; Metazoa; Chordata; Actinopteri; Clupeiformes; Clupeidae.
ACCACCACCACACACACACAGGCACUCCUGCAGACAACAGCAUCCCGGCGUCAACAAACUCUCUCCGGGUAAACUGCGGCAGACGUUCCCCCAUCAAAGCCCCGUCAGUGGAACGCGGAGACGCACCAAGUGAUGCUGCAGCCAACGCAGCCGUCGCCCCUGCGAAGACAGAGCUCUAUCCCGGGACGGAGACACACACUCGCCUUGUAGUCAGCAACUGCCCAUGAAGAUGUCCAACACCGACAUAGGGCUCAACCCGACCGACCGGGUGAUCAAAUAUUAUUCCGCCGUUCCAUUCCCCCUCAGCCACAGGUUGACCAUGCGCGAGGUGUUUGACGGGGACGGCCGGCCGCGCGUGGACCUCCUGAAGGCCCACCUGACCAAAGAGGGCCGUCUGGAGGAGGCCGUGGCCAUGCGCAUCAUCAGUGAGGGUGCCGCCAUCCUGCGCCAGGAGAAAACCAUCCUGGACAUCGAGGCGCCCGUCACAGUUUGUGGAGACAUUCACGGCCAGUUCUUUGACCUGAUGAAGUUGUUUGAGGUGGGCGGUUCACCAGCCACCACGCGGUAUCUCUUCCUGGGCGACUAUGUGGACCGAGGCUACUUCAGUAUCGAGUGUGUGCUGUAUCUGUGGUCGUUGAAGAUCUUGUACCCAAAGACCAUCUUUCUUCUGCGAGGGAACCAUGAAUGUAGGCACCUGACGGAAUACUUCACUUUCAAGCAAGAAUGUAAGAUUAAAUACUCGGAGCAGGUCUAUGACUCGUGUAUGGAUGCGUUUGACUGCCUCCCUCUGGCGGCCCUGAUGAACCAGCAGUUUUUGUGCGUGCAUGGAGGUCUUUCCCCAGAGAUACACACACUCGACGACAUCAAGAAGCUGGACAGGUUUAAGGAGCCCCCUGCAUUUGGACCCAUGUGUGACUUGCUUUGGUCGGACCCUCUAGAGGACUUUGGCAAUGAGAAGACUCAGGAGUACUUCAGUCACAACUCUGUCCGUGGAUGCUCCUACUUCUACAGCUACCCUGCCGUGUGUGAGUUCCUACAGACCAACAACCUCCUGUCAAUCAUCCGAGCACAUGAAGCACAGGAUGCUGGUUACCGCAUGUACCGUAAGAGCCAGACCACUGGCUUCCCAUCUCUCAUCACAAUCUUCUCUGCACCAAAUUACCUGGAUGUUUACAACAACAAAGCGGCUGUACUGAAGUAUGAGAACAAUGUGAUGAACAUCAGACAGUUUAACUGCUCUCCUCAUCCCUACUGGCUGCCCAACUUCAUGGACGUGUUUACUUGGUCGCUGCCAUUCGUGGGAGAGAAAGUGACGGAGAUGUUGGUGAAUGUGCUGAGCAUCUGCUCUGAUGAUGAGCUCAUGAACGAUGGAGAAGAGAUCUUCGAUGCCACCACAGCUGCAGCUCGUAAGGAGGUGAUCAGGAAUAAAAUCCGCGCCAUUGGGAAGAUGGCCAAGAUGUUCUCAGUUUUACGGGAGGAGAGUGAGAAUGUGUUGACACUGAAAGGGUUAACUCCCACAGGCAUGUUACCCAGUGGUGUGCUAUCUGGAGGCAAGCAGACCCUACAGAGUGCUACCAUUGAGGCCAUAGAAGCCAUCGAGACGGAGGCUGAGGACGGAGAAGCGAUCCGAGGCUUUUCUCCUCAGCAUAAGAUUAGGAGUUUUGAAGAGGCCAAGGGUCUGGACCGUAUAAACGAGCGCAUGCCGCCGCGCCGAGAAGUGCUGGCCUCCUGCUUAGGCCAGUCCGAGGCCAACGGCACCGACGACAACAGCAAUAUCCAGUGAUCCCUCUCCACGUGUCCGCUCCGCCCUGACGCACUUGUCCUCCCCUGACACACCUGUGCGCCUCUGACACACCUGUCCAUUUCUCCUCUCCUCUCUUCUCCUCCCAUCUCCUCUCAUCUCUCCUUUCCUCUCCUCUCUUCUCUUCUCCUCUCCUAUCUUC